Messenger RNA from Pocillopora meandrina, 981 nucleotides. The record is from the annotation of a GenBank genome assembly. NCBI's taxonomy places the organism in Eukaryota, Metazoa, Cnidaria, Anthozoa, Scleractinia, Pocilloporidae.
AUGAUUGGAAACUUUAAUUUGACCAAAGAUGAGAUCAUUCAUGUACUUGUCGGUCAAAAAGGGGAAAAGGAGAGUUUUAACUCAAAAACAGCCGGAGGUGGAGGAGGUACAUUUGUAGUGAAAGGAAACAACAAGUCUUUGAUUAUAGCUGGAGGUGGAGGAGGAAUUAAAAAUGUAUUGGAACAACAUCCUGGAUGUGAUGCGUCCAUAAACACAACAGGGAAUGGAGGGUAUAACUUGCCAUUGGGUUCAGGAGGCAGCAACGGAAAUGGAGGAAAGGCCAGUACAAAAUAUUCAGGUACGCGGAGAAAGAAGAAAAAAACAAAACAAUCAGUAGGUUCAAUCCAUCAGGACAAGAGGACGACAGUAAGAUUUGUCAGAACUUAAUUGUUGAAAUUACUAAUUCUAACUUUGAAGUUUUUCUUUUCUCGGAGGCACCUCUUAGAAUAUCAGUUUUUUAAAAAAUCCUACGUAUCACCUCAUGUACAUUUAUUUUGUCCUGAUAAACUGUUCUAUUUCUAGCAAUUGACUACCCAAUAAUAUUUUUGAAUAAAUUUCUAAAAAUUGAGAAGUGCACUAAGUUGAUAAUAUUGUGAAUCGCCGUUUAAACGCUCUUAAGUAAGUAAUCAAAUAGAAGCCAUUUAUUAGACAACUGCUUCUCAGUUUUCGUUUAUUGUAGGUAGUGGCGGCGGCGGUUUCUACAGUAAUGGACAAAGUGCUUCGAGCGGUUCUGGUCGAGAAGGUAAAGGAUAUCUUCAAGGAGGAGAGGGUGGAGAUGGUAAGGGUGGGUUUGGAGGUGGCGGUAGUUUACGUUGGAACCGUGGAGCUGGAGGAGGUGGAGGUUACUCCGGAGGAGACGGUGGAGCUAAUGAAGAGUUUUACUGUGGGGGGGGGGGGGGGAGGGGGGGGGAGGAUCUCUUAACAAUGGGACAAAUCAGCAAAAUGAAUGUUGUUUUAAUAGGUAUGGACAUGGUAGAGUGA